AUGUGUAAUAAAGGGUUUCAAUGCUUGAGCGAGUCUGAGACUGUAAUUGAUUAUCGACAAAACUUUAUUAUCAUGGAUAGUCCCACAGCCGUUCGAUCUCCGGCCACCACGGCUGGUUCGGGUUCCGGUUCGAACGAGGACGGUCGGCGUGUUAAAUUUCUAUGUAGUUUUCUAGGUAGUAUAAUGCCUCGUCCGCAAGACGGGAAGUUGCGGUAUGUUGGUGGUGAGACAAGGAUUGUGAGUGUUUCGAGAGAGGUUAGCUUUGAGGAGUUGAUGGGGAAGAUGAGGGAGUUAUAUGAAGGUGUUGCUGUGUUGAAGUAUCAACAGCCUGAUGAGGAUCUUGACGCACUUGUGUCUGUUGUUAAUGAUGAUGAUGUGGUUAAUAUGAUGGAGGAGUAUGAUAAGUUGGGUUCUGGAGAUGGGUUUACUAGGCUUAGGAUUUUCUUGUUUUCGCAAUCGGAGCAAGAUGGUUCGCAUUUUAUUGAUGGGGAUGAUUCGGAGAGGAGGUAUGUGGAUGCGUUGAAUAGUUUGAAUGAUGCUUCUGAGCUUAGGAGGCUGCAACAAAUGGAGUUUCCGAUGAUUGGUACGGUUGAGGAUAUCCUUGUGGGUGAUCAGUUUGGGAAUCCGAUGGGUUUGGAAAAUGGGAUUCAUAGACAGAGAAGUGGGGAAAUGGCCAUGUCACAGUAUAAUUUGCAUCAUAUAGGUAUUCAGCUUCAGCAACCUAUGGGACAGAGGUAUAAUGAAAUUGAUGCUCAGUGGAAUCCUGGUUAUUACUCUCCCAGGCAUCAUGGUCUUAGUCAUCAUGACUCUAGAUCGUCAUUGGUUGAUUAUCCAUCUUCUCCAUCUGCAACGAGAUACCGUAUGCCGUUUCCUGAUAUACCAGAUAAGGGAAUUGAUAGAGUGCCGGAAGACUAUGCUCGGCAUCACGGAAAUCACCACCAUCCUUUGUAUGACAAUCAGCCGCAGUAUCCUGAGAAUGUUAUGUGGCUGCAAACUGGGGCAGCUCUUGGUGAUAAGUCUGGUUUUCAAGGCAACGUUUUUCAUAGUUCCCAUGGCCAUGAUGGUAAUAAUAUAUGUGAGCACUGUCGAAUGAAUUUUCCGAGAGCUCAACCACAUUUGGAGCAUCCUAAUAUGCCUCCACCUGUUUCCGUUCCAUGUCCAGAAUGCCACUCAAGCAGGGAAGCUCUCACUGUGAAUGUUGAUGCCAAGUUACAACCUUCUAUGUAUCCCAAUGAUGCUCAGAAUCAUGAGAGGGCUUGUGGUCUGCAGCAUCAGAGUUCUGGAAGAGUGUCUGAUCAUUAUGUUGGUGAUGUUCCGAUCCUUAAUUUCCCUCCUGGACAUGGUAGUUUGAUUGACGGGCAUGCUCUUCCUUCCAGUCAUGUUCACCAACAGGUUGGACCUGAAUUGGGGGUUGAACUGUUCCCUGACCAAACCAUGUCUGCUAUGCCACGUCUAAAAAUUCCUCCAUUGGAAGAAUCCAGUGCGCAGUAUGGAAAUGCACCGUCUACUUAUGGAGUAGAUAAUAAUUAUGCCAUGCCUCGUGGACCUGCACCUGGUUAUACUCUUUGGACAAAUGGUCCAACUCCAGUUCAUAUUGGACCACCAUACGAGGCAACGACUCUACAUCAGCCGGUUGAUGGUGUGACAAAUGCCGGACUGUUCAGAGGAGAGGGAAGACCAGGUUUUUUCAUUGGAACAGAUAGUCAAAGUCCUAGGGUUGAUUCGUCACAGAAAUUUUCUGGUCAUGAUGGGUCAGCCAUCCCAGAAUAUCCUUAUGCAAAUGCUCCGAAGUUAAAUCCAAUUCCCACUGGUCAGGAAAUUCAACACCCAAUAAUUGAUGAUGCCACCAUUCAUCCCCCGCACGACAGAAAUGCUGGUACAUGCUUGGAACACGUGCAGCUGCAAAAAUCUUCGCUUAAUAUCAUUCACAAUAACGAGGUUUUAAAAAAUGGUGCUCAUUUGACUGAAGUGGUGAUGGGUUUGCAAUCUAUAAAUUUGCUUGGAGAAGGAAAAGAGGCCAAAAGUGAAGACAAGGUUGAAAACUUUAAUAUGCAAAGGGUAUCUUCUCGAGAUCAAAAUCAAGUUGUUGAAGAUGUAUCCAUCACUGCUGCUGUUAUUGUUGAGUGUAAUAAUUCAUCCUCGAAACCUUCAUCAGAGUUUGGACUUGUUGAGAAACUGGUUGAUAAGGACUGUUCUGCUCCCGGAGAUUCUCAGCAUUUAGUUGAUCAAUUCAAUAUCUUGCCUGAGUUAAUUGCUUCUGUUAAAAAGGCUGCAUUGGAAUGUCAUGAUGAGGUGAAACCUACAGGUGAAGAGCAUGCCAAUUGUCAGAUGAACAAUUCGAAUACCAAAGAAGAAACAGAAAAAGAAGUUGAGCCAGUGAAUGCUCUCGGUGAUUUAGAAUUAGACACUGAAAAUGACCAUGUAGAUACUUCUAAAAUCGAGCCUACAAAAGCUGAGGCAGAAGCCGUUGCUAGGGGAUUGCAGACUAUUAGAAAUGAUGAUUUGGAGGAGAUCCGCGAGCUAGGUUCUGGAACUUAUGGGGCUGUUUAUCAUGGGAAAUGGAAAGGUUCUGAUGUUGCCAUUAAGAGAAUAAAAGCCAGUUGUUUUGCUGGAAGACCAUCUGAAAGAGCAAGAUUGAUUGCAGAUUUCUGGAAGGAGGCAUUGAUGCUUAGUUCAUUGCAUCAUCCUAAUGUUGUCUCCUUUUAUGGUAUUGUUCGUGAUGGCCCUGACGGGUCUUUAGCAACAGUAACAGAGUUCAUGGUUAAUGGAUCUCUGAAACAGUUCUUGCAUAAGAAGGACAGAACGAUAGAUCGUCGGAAGAGGCUCAUUAUAGCCAUGGAUGCUGCAUUUGGCAUGGAGUAUUUGCAUGGAAAGAACAUUGUGCAUUUUGAUUUGAAAUGUGAGAAUCUAUUAGUCAAUAUGAGAGAUCCACAAAGGCCUGUCUGCAAGAUUGGUGAUUUGGGUCUAUCAAAGGUUAAACAACACACACUAGUGUCUGGAGGGGUACGAGGAACUUUGCCAUGGAUGGCACCCGAGCUUCUUAGUGGGAAAAGCAAUAUGGUGUCAGAGAAGAUUGAUGUUUACUCGUUCGGGAUAGUCAUGUGGGAGUUACUCACCGGCGAUGAACCUUAUGCUGAUAUGCAUUGUGCUUCAAUAAUAGGAGGAAUUGUGAACAAUUCUUUACGUCCUCAAAUCCCGACAUGGUGCGAUCCUGAGUGGAAGUCUCUAAUGGAAAGCUCCUGGGCUUCUGAUCCUGUAGAAAGACCAUCAUUUUCAGAAAUUUCCAAGAAGCUGAGGACUAUGGCUGCUUCAGUGAAUGUGAAAUAG
Lathyrus sativus (Indian pea) is the source of this 3327-nucleotide messenger RNA. The record is from the annotation of a GenBank genome assembly. Lineage: Eukaryota; Viridiplantae; Streptophyta; Magnoliopsida; Fabales; Fabaceae.